Messenger RNA from Coniophora puteana RWD-64-598 SS2, 3947 nucleotides. Its product is annotated as TIP120-domain-containing protein. Bases 79 to 3762 code for a protein of 1227 amino acids. NCBI's taxonomy places the organism in Eukaryota, Fungi, Basidiomycota, Agaricomycetes, Boletales, Coniophoraceae. Gene Ontology annotation, cellular component: nucleus. The transcript has 15 exons. Gene Ontology annotation, biological process: SCF complex assembly; protein ubiquitination. The record is from RefSeq and is a predicted model, not a curated record.
GUCUCUUGUCUGUCGUCCCCAUCCACUCCCCAUUCCACCCACCUGAGACCCAGACGGACGCCCUCACGACCAUCCAAGAUGACGAAGACAUACCUAAUGAACAGUCUGGUGGAGAAGAUGCAGUCUCCGGACCAGGACUUCAGAUUUAUGGGGCUCAACGACUUGAUGACCGAAAUCAAGCAAGAUCCCAGCACGUUUACUGGCGACGAGUCCACCGAGACCAAGGUCAUCAAGCAGGUCCUGUCGCUCGUCGAAGACAAGAUCUCCGAAGUGAAGAACCAGGCGGUGAAAUGUCUCGGGCAGCUUAUUAAGAUCAUCCGCGAAUCACAAAUGGAUUUGGUGGUGGAUAGCCUUAUCAACUUUUCAGUGGGGAAGGACGAGGAGUUGCGGGAUAUCUCUGGUCUUGCACUCAAAACCAUCACCGCUGAACUACCGCCGGAUGGCAAGGUCGCGCAGAAAGCUUGCGCGAAAUUGGCUCCCAAACUUCUGGUCCAAGUCUCUAACGCUGAGACUCCUCCAGAGACGAUCCUAGAGACCUUGGCCACCCUCUCCAUUCUUAUCACCCGCUUCCCUACGCACCUUUCAAGCCCAAACGUGCAGCCGCAACCGCUCCCAACGAUCGCCCCCAUCCUGUCGCACCCGCGCCCCGCAGUCCGCAAACGCGCGAUCCUCACCCUGUCGCAGUUCAUCCCCUACGCGCCGCGAGAACAGUUCGACGUCCUCCUGUCGACCAACAUCGUACCUUUCCUCGCACCGAACGCGAAUGUCGACAGACAACGCACGACCGUACAGCUGAUCUCCGCUAUCCUACGGACGUCGUCGCAUCACCUGUCGCCCGUCCUUGGGGAGGUCAUCCCCAGUCUUCUGAAAGCCGUGCAACGAGAUGACGACGAACUGAGAGAAGGAUGUCUUCAGACUCUGGAGACUGUCGUUCUUCGAUCUCCGGCUGAAGUCACUCCAUUCCUUAGCCCUAUCAUUCAAGUCGGCAACCAGUACACCAAGUAUGAUCCGAACUACGCCGAUGACGAGGACGAGGACGCUGAAAUGGGCGAGGCAGAUGAGGAUGAUGAGGAUGACGCGGAGCUUGACGAGUACUCCGACGAUGAGGACACGUCCUACAAGAUCCGUCGCUCAGCAACGAAGCUGCUCGCAGCAGUAGUCGUGACCAGACCCGAGCUCCUGGUGACUCUCUACAAGGAGGUAUCCCCAGUCCUGAUCUCCCGGUUCGGUGAUCGUGAGGAGACCGUCCGCCUGGAGAUCUGGUCGACGUAUGUGAGCCUUCUGACACAGACCGGUGUGUACGGGCGGGCACCGCAGGUGAAGGACGCCGAUGUCGCUCCUCGUGGCAAACGAAAACGUGACUCGGAGGAGCGAAUGGACGUGGAGGAGACGCCGUACAGCCUGCUGAAGGGACAGGUGCAGCCUCUUGCCAAGGCGCUGUUGAACCAGAUCAAGUCGUCGAAGACGACGCCCGCUGCAUUCCAGGGCGGCUUCAACCUCCUGCACUCGCUGCUCGAUGUCCUCCCUGGCUCGCUGGUCAGCCAAAUGGACCAGGUGCUGCUGACGUCCCGCGGCGUGCUGUCGCAGUCGCCGCUCACGUCUACUUCGGCUGUGCAUCUCACCUGUCUCUCCUUCCUCGCGCUCCUGUUCUCGACGCACGCGCAGUCGUCAUUUGCGGGUUCCCUCCCCACCAUAACGCCUGUGCUGCUCAAGUCGCUGAAGGAGAAGCACCCCCGUGUGUCUUCGGAGGCGUUCCGUGUAUUCUCUGCCCUUCUGAACGCGUGCAAGCCCGUUAAAAACGAUGAUUGGGCAGGCUCGGUGUACGACGAGGCCCUGCAGCGCCUCAGUAACCACGACACGGACGCGGAGGUUCGCGCUUCGGCGGAGGAGUGCAUCGCCGAUCUGUGGGUGUGCGCCAAGGAUGUUGUCGCAGGCAAGGGCGGGAAGGAGUGGCAGGCGAUCUGCCGUACGUCGGGGAACACGAGUGGCUCUGUCAAGGUCGUUAUCAAAGUGGCGAGGGACGUGGAUAUGACCGACCAGUGGGCGAAUGAUCGCGUUGAGUGGAUUUCGGGGUUGCUCAAGAAGAGCGGGCGGAGCGGGAAGGCUGAGAUGUUCACUGCGCUUGAUACUUUGCUCAAGAGAUACCAGAACGGGAUCCCAGCGGAUCUCUCGCCGAACCUGAUUCUGCUCGUCAAGAGCUUCGUCACCACCGCCGACAUAUCCCUCCUCGGCCACGCGCUGACCAUCGUCGCCGUGCUGCUCGAGCUCGCGCCCGCACAGGCGUACCCCGAGGUCGAGUCCGAGCUGCUCUCCUCCAUCUACGAGAUCGCGCACUCGCCGAACCUGUCUGGCGCUGCGCUCGACGCGCUGCUCAACUUCCUCGGCGCGCUCGUGUCCGCCGAUGGCCAGAUCGCAUCGCACGUCAUACCCAGCCUCGUGAUCUCGUACGAGAAGACGGCGUCCAAGGCGGAGCGCAGCCCGCACAAUGUGGCCAAGUGCGUGGGGCAGGUCGUUAAGAGCUUUCAGUCGGUCGCGGCGGGUGCGAUUGCGGAGUAUGCGAAGCAUGUGAAGAAGUCGUCGAAGGCUAAGUCGUCGACGGUUGUGCUGAGUCUGUUGAUUCUCGGAGAGAUUGGUAGGAUCUUUGACAUGUCGCCACAGCACGACAUCUUCACCCAUGUCAUCGACCAUUUCGCGUCCGAGGAAGAGGAGGUCCGCGCUGCUGCGGCCUUCGCCGCCGGCAAUAUCGCGAUUGGCAACCUGCACAUGUUCCUCCCCGCCAUCAUCAAGAUCAUGGAAAACGACGCCCAGAAGCGGCUCCUCUCGCUGCACGCGCUCAAGGAGGUCGUCACGCAUUGCUCGCACGGACAGCUCGAGUUGGUCGCAGAGCAGUCGUGGGGCCCGCUGUUCCAGAACUCGGAGGACUCGGAGGAGAGCACGCGCAAUGUCGCUGCUGCGUGUCUUGGAAAGCUGACGACGACGAACCCGUCGCGGUAUCUGCCUCAGCUUCACGAUCGCAUCAAGGACGAGAACCCUGCUGCUCGUGCGACGGUUGUUUCUUCUAUCCGCUACACUUUUGCGGAGUCGUCUACGUCGUAUGACGAGCUCCUUGCACCUCUGAUCAUGGACUUCCUGGGAUUGAUGCUCGAUGAGGAUCUGAACGUCCGUCGUCUCGCGCUCUCGGCGUUGAACACCGCAGCGAGGACGAAGCCGUACCUGAUCGCAGACCAUCUCGGAACUCUCCUGCCCAGCUUGUACCAGGAAACAGUCGUCAACACCGACCUCAUCCGCACCGUGCAGAUGGGUCCUUGGAGCCACAAGGUCGACGAUGGCCUCGAGGCGCGCAAGACGGCCUACGAGACGAUGUAUACCCUGCUUGACACAUCGCUACACAAGCUCGACCUGCACGCGUUCCUGAGCUACGUGCUCGCGGGCCUGCACGACGACUCGGACGAGAUCAAGGUCAUCUGCCACAUGAUGCUCUUCCGGCUCGCGCAGGUCGCGCCGACCGCGGUCUCGCAGCGGCUCGACGAGGCGACGCCGCAGCUCGAGAAGACGAUGAAGGGCGCGGCGGUGACCAAGGACACGGUCAAGCAGGACCUCGAGCGGGCGUCGGAGCGGCAGCGCAGCACGCUGCGCGCGGUCGUUGCGCUGAGCAAGAUCAGCAAUGCGACGGUGUCGCCCAAGUUCGACGCGUUCGUCGAUGAACUCAGGGGCUCACCGACAUGGGGCAACGAGUUCAAGGAGCUCGAUGGGACGCGUUGAGGCUGACUGGUGGCUUUGGAGUUUCUCUAGGAAUUAGAAAGCGCUCUUGCAAACUCGUUGCGAGGUGCAUAUCCCGCACGUAUCCUUUUAUAUGUAUCUUCUAGGAGCGUGCACCUCUGUUAGCUUGAGCUACCCAUGUAUACAACCGUCGUGUUACAAUUUGCCCCAAAUUCCCUCAUGUUAUG